This is a messenger RNA of Onthophagus taurus, 3899 nucleotides long. RefSeq names its product COPII coat complex component secretory 31 (gene Sec31). The record is from RefSeq and is a predicted model, not a curated record. Gene Ontology annotation, cellular component: endoplasmic reticulum exit site; COPII vesicle coat. Gene Ontology annotation, molecular function: protein binding; structural molecule activity. Gene Ontology annotation, biological process: endoplasmic reticulum to Golgi vesicle-mediated transport; COPII-coated vesicle cargo loading; endoplasmic reticulum organization. Lineage: Eukaryota; Metazoa; Arthropoda; Insecta; Coleoptera; Scarabaeidae.
ACUCUAGCCACGUUGGAAGUGUUAAAAUAAAAUUCAAAAGCGGCUUUUAAAAGUAAAAAAUUAAUUAUUUGUUAAAUGCAGUGGUUGAAUCCGAAUAAGCACUAAAAAAAACAACAAGAUGAAAGUAAAAGACUUAGAAAGGAUGGCGAAUAUCGCCUGGUCCCCAAUCACCAUAACCCCGAUUUAUUUAGCUUCCGGAACGGCGGCUCAACAAUUCGACGCCUCGUUCAGUACAAACGCAGCGUUAGAAAUAUUUUCGUUAAAUCUUUGCGAUCCUAGCUCGGAAAUGGAGCAAAAAUCAAACGUCCAAAGUGAGCAUCGUUUUCAUAAAAUUAUUUGGGGGCCAAGCGGUGGUGAAUAUGGAACUGUGAUUGGUGGUUGCGAUAACGGGGUUAUCCAAAUUUAUAACGCGUCUAAAUUAUUAAAAAAUGAGCCGGGUUUAAGCGCCUCCCCACAUAAACAUAACGGUCCUGUUAGCACAAUCGAUUUUAAUCCAUUUCAAGGAAAUUUAAUCGCUUCUGGAGCAAGCGAUAGCGAAAUUUACAUUUGGGAUUUAAAUAAUACAAAUUCCCCGAUGACUCCGGGCGCGAAAUCGCAACCCCCCGAAGACGUCGUUUCGAUCCAAUGGAACAAACAGGUUGAGCACAUAUUAGCGUCAACUUUUUAUUCGAAAUGUGUUGUUUGGGAUUUAAGAAAAAACGAGCCAAUCAUUAAAUUAACCGAUACGAUAUCGAGGAUUCGUUGGAAAACGGUUGCUUGGCAUCCGGAAGUUGCAACCCAACUUUGUUUGGCUUCCGAGGAAGAUCAAGCCCCGAUCAUUCAACUUUGGGAUCUACGAUUCGCCACAUCUCCUUUAAAAACGUUGGAGAAUCAUCAACGGGGAGUUUUAUCAAUCGCUUGGUGUCAAAGAGACGCGGAUCUUUUAAUUUCGAGUGGGAAAGAUUCGCGGAUUUUGUGUUGGAACCCAAAUUCUGACCGACAAGGGGGUGAGGUGUUAUCAGAAAUUUCAAGGACGAGUCAGUGGAAUUUUGAUGUUACUUGGUGCCCAAAAAAUCCCGCUUUAAUUGCUACAUCUGGUUUCGAUGGGCAUGUUUCUGUGUUUUCUUUGAUGGGGGGAAAAGUUGCGCAAAUUCAAACCACGAAUAAGAUCGCUGAUAGUUUUCCAGGGAUGGAUGGUUAUGUUCAAGCCCCUGUUCAACAACAAAACGUCGCCCCAAUUAGUGUUGAUUUAAGCAAACCUCCAAAGUGGUUAAAACGGCCUGUUGGAGCUUCGUUUGGGUUUGGUGGGAAAUUAAUAACGUUUUUGAACGAAAAACCUCAACCAGGAGUUAACGUUGGCGUUCAAACUCCAACACAUUUAGUUACAAUUAGUCAAGUUGUGACAGAAACUGAUUUAAUUAAUAAAUCGAUGGAGUUAGAGAGUGCUUUAGAGUACGGAAACUUUUUGGAUUAUUGCCGAAAUAAGGCGGAUCUUAGUUCGGAUCAACACAAAAAAUUUAUUUGGCAUUUUAUUCGGGCUAAUUUCGAGGAAAAUCCUAGAGCUGAAAUUUUAAAUUUAUUGGGGUAUCGAAUCGAUGAUUUAAAUGAAAAAUUAAAUGGUGUCGUUAAUAAUAAACAUGAUAUCGACCAAAUUACGGAUGGAUUUGAUAAUAUUAAUGCGCAAGGAGAUGAAUUUGAAAUGAUUUCGAAAUCGAUCGAAAAAAAGAACCAAGCGAAGUUUAAAAUAGAAACGGGUGAUGAUUCGAAUGGAUUAAUAACGGAAGCUAUUUUAAUGGGAAAUGUGGAAGCUGCCGUUGAGUUAUGCAUUAAAGCGAAUAAAUACACGGAGGCUAUUAUUAUAGCAAGAACUGGAACUCCGGAUUUAUUCAUAAAAACUCAAAGUCGUUAUUUGAAACAAGAAAGCAGUUACCUUUCUUCGUUAAUUUCGGCUUUAGUGUCGGAGGAUUGGAACACAGUUGUGGAAAAUUGUGAUAUUUAUUGUUGGAAGGAAGCUCUUGUUGGAAUUUUAACGCAUUGUAACGACGAGGAUUAUCCUAGGUUAUGUGAGAUGUUGGGUAAUCGUUUAGAUCAAGAAAGUGCCACAAAUCCUAAAUUUGCUAAAGAUGCGCAACUUUGUUACAUUUGUUCUGGAAGUUUUGACCGCUUGGUGCAUUCUUGGAGUGGAAAAGAACGAUUUUCUAGCGAUGAUUUACAAGAAUUAGUUGAAUUAGUUAUGUUUUUACAAAGAAGUAUAGAAAGACAAGGAAAAUCUGUUGAGAUUACUGGUGGAUUAGCCGAUUUAUUAUCAAAUUACGCCUUCAUCUUAGCUUCCCAAGGAAGCCUCCAAUCAGCGUUAAAUUACCUUGGUUCAUCUCAAAACGAAAAAGUGGCCGAACUCCGAAAUCGCCUCCACGUCAGUUUGGGUCAAAAACCAGGUUAUGUUCAACGAACCCAGCAACGAACCAGCAGCACUCGAACUUCGUUUAGCAAUUACGCUCCACAGCCGAUUCAAAACAAUCAAUUUCCAGUUCCAUUUAGCAAUCAAUUUAAUACGAACCCCAUUAAUCAACAACAACAACAACAGCCGUGGCAAGCUCCUCCGAAACCGUUUUCUCCAGCUCCCCCAACUCAACCACCUCGCCCUCCAAGCGUCACCGGAACUAAUAGUCAAAGUGGUGGUUUAGGAAAUCGCGCUAAAUACGUUGUUGAUCCUUCCGUUCAAUCCAACACUUAUCAAAGAAACCAAUUUAAUUCUAAUCCGAUAUCAAAUUUAGGACAAAAUCAAUUUAAUCACGAUCAAUUUACUAACGAUAUUUCUAAACAACAAUUUGGAAAUAAUUUAUAUCAAUUUCCGGUGGUUUCGGAGGUUUCGAGGAUGCCAAAUUCCGUUUUAAAUCCGGUUAUUCCAACUCCUUAUAUGCCGGGAAAUACUUUUUCGAGUGCUAAUUACCCAGGACAACCCCCGAUCGAAAUGGGACAAUCAGCUAUUAAUACAUUGCCGAAAACCAGCGCCCCCGGAUGGAAUGAUCCCCCAUUUUUUAGCAAAUCGAGACCACAGCAAAAACAAGAAAUUCUCCCUCAAGAUCCGAUAACACACCCAAUUUAUGGUUCAGCACCCGUAGCCCCCAUAAACUUCCCUCCACCAAAUCAAUUUAAUCAACAACCCCAAAUUCAAGAACCACCCCCAUCGAAUAUCUUCCAACCAAUGAUGCCUCCUCAACAACAACAACAUCAAGGUGGUUUUAACCCAAGUAAUUUUAAUACUCAAGCUGUUACGGCAUCCCCGUUAGGAGGGCAAAGAGUUUUAACGACUCAACAAAUUGAAAAGCCCAGUCAACCAAUGAUGAUUCAAAAACCUCCGAUUCCCGAGGAACACAUCCAUAUGCAAACGGUUUUUGACGAGCUAAGAAAUAAGUGUUCCAUUACUAGUAAUAACCCACAAACUAAAAGGAAAUUAGAAGAUGUUGGAAGAAAAUUGGAGAGUUUAUACGAUUUAUUAAGAGAACAUAAAUUAUCUCCAAACACUUUACAACUAUUACAUCAAAUGGUUCAAAUAGUUCAAAACGGGGAUUAUUCGAAUGGUUUAAAUUUGCAUACGCAAAUGGUAUCAGGGCCGGAUUUCGCCCAAAUAGCCAGUUUUAUGCCGGGGGUGAAAGUUCUAUUACAAUGUGCUUUACAAUUACAGGUGUAUAUUAGGUAAGAAACGAAAAAAAAAAGAUAAUUGCUCGUUUCCGCCUUUACCUAAUCCAUAUUAAGUUUUUUUUGUUUUUAUUUUAAUUUUUGUGUUACGCAUCAAGUAUAAAAUAGAAUUAUUUUUGUAAGUUGAUUAACGAUGUAAAUGUAACAUAGAGUAUCUUAAUUAUAAUAUUAUGUAUAUUAUUGGUCCUGAGAUUUUUUUAAAUAAAAUUUAUUAUAAUUGU